Erigeron canadensis is the source of this 1246-nucleotide messenger RNA. RefSeq names its product probable CDP-diacylglycerol--inositol 3-phosphatidyltransferase 2. Gene Ontology annotation, molecular function: CDP-diacylglycerol-inositol 3-phosphatidyltransferase activity. NCBI's taxonomy places the organism in Eukaryota, Viridiplantae, Streptophyta, Magnoliopsida, Asterales, Asteraceae. The record is from RefSeq and is a predicted model, not a curated record. Bases 162 to 836 code for a protein of 224 amino acids. Gene Ontology annotation, biological process: phosphatidylinositol biosynthetic process. The transcript has 11 exons. Gene Ontology annotation, cellular component: Golgi apparatus; membrane.
UUGACUUCCAUUUUAAUCCCAAAAAAUUGAUUAAUAAUACCUGAAAAGGGUUUAUUAUUAUUUUUAGGGUUCCUAAUUGAAAGAUCUUUUUUUUCAAUUCAUCAUCAACAAGAUUUGGUUAAGAUUUGCUUAUACUUAUAUAUAAGUUUGGACAAGUAGAAAUGGCAUCGAAAUCGAGACCUAGAACAAUAAGUGUGUAUCUUUACAUACCUAAUAUCAUUGGUUACAUAAGGGUUUUGAUGAAUGUUUUUGCCUUUGCGAUUUGCUUUACUAAUAAAGAGCUUUUCUCAAUUCUCUAUUUCAUCAGCUUUGUUUGUGAUGCCUUGGAUGGUUGGUUUGCUCGAAAAUUUAAUCAAGUUUCAACCUUUGGAGCUGUUCUGGAUAUGGUCACAGAUAGGAUUAGCACUGCAUGCCUUCUGGUAAUUCUAUCUCAAGUCUACAGACCUAGCUUUGUUUUCCUGUCGUUGCUUGCCUUGGAUAUUGCAAGCCAUUGGUUGCAAAUGUACAGUACUUUCUUGGUUGGCAAAUCUAAUCAUAAAGAUGUGAAAGACAGCACCAGUUGGCUGUUUAAGUUGUACUACGGAAACAGGAUGUUUAUGGGAUACUGCUGCAUAGCUUGUGAGGUUCUCUACAUAACUUUGUUUCUUCUAGCCAAGGAGUCGGAUAAUAUAGCUGAUGUUUUGCUUGGUGCUGCACAACAAAGUAUAAUAUACUCUGUGUUACUUGCUUUGCUUAUCUUUGGAUGGGCAACCAAACAAUUAGUCAAUAUUAUACAGAUGAAGACAGCAGCAGAUUUAUGUGUGCUAUAUGACCUCAACAAAAAGCACAAUGCCUAGUUAUUAAAGCAGGUGAUGGACGUUGAUUCUCAAUGUGGUAUCUGUGACUUAUACACGAGCUGUUUGAUUCGAGGACCUUAUAUAUCUCUUUCUUAGAAGCUGUAAUGAUCAAAAUGGCACACUUGUUCUAUUCGAAGAUACUGAUUGCAGAAGAAAAUCUUAAAAGAAGCUUUGUGUAUACUGUAGUGCAUAACCCUCAAUUUUCAAACUGGUCCUGUUUCAUUUACAUUAGGGGAUUUCGGGUGGAUCAAAAUUCGAUUAAUUCGUGGUAAUCCCAUUUAUUUUCUAACGGGCACAUCAUUUCGUGGAUCUUGUAAUGAUGUAGUGUCUUGCAUCUUUUGAUGGUUGAAAUGUAUUUCUUUGAUGUUUGAUAAUCAAGUUUUAGAUACAAAGGGUCAAUUUUUAUUAAA